Molecule: messenger RNA, 2223 nt
Organism: Orycteropus afer afer
Lineage: Eukaryota; Metazoa; Chordata; Mammalia; Tubulidentata; Orycteropodidae
Gene: KEL
Product: Kell metallo-endopeptidase (Kell blood group)
Exons: 19
Coding region: 1-2223 (740 amino acids)
Biological process (GO): protein processing
Cellular component (GO): plasma membrane
Molecular function (GO): metalloendopeptidase activity
Source: RefSeq, a predicted model, not a curated record
AUGAAAGACACCGCUCUCCCACUGUCGCCGCAGAGCACCAGCAGCCAGGGUGGCCUGGUGGUGAGGACCAACCAGGGGGCUGAGCCUGGCCUUGGGAUGGGGCCACUCCAGGAGGAGCCUCUUGCUGAGGGACUGGCUGAGGCAGGGAGCCACCCAUGGGCCCUGGUCAGGCGGGUGCUGACAACACUCCUUCUUCUUGGCCUGCUGCUUGGCUCUUCUGUGCUUCUGGUCUACACCUUUGGGAGCUGUGGUCCUCGCCCCUGUGAAACCCCGGUAUGUCUGGACCUCCUGGCUCAGUACCUAGCCUCCAGAAACACCAGCGUGGACCCUUGCUCCGACUUCUACAGCUUUGUCUGCGGGAAGACCAAAGGGAGCAUCAACUCCUUUCAGGCACUUGCGGAAGAGAAUAGGGUCCGACUCUGGAGAAUUCUGGAGGCCCCGAGAGCCUGGCCCCCUGGUUCUGGGGAGGAGAAAGCCUUCCAGUUCUAUAGUUCCUGUAUGGACACUGAUGCCAUUGAGGCUGCAGGAGCCGGUCCCCUCAGGCAAGUUAUUGAAGAGCUCGGAGGCUGGCCGCUCUCCGGGAACUGGACUUCCCCCGACUUUAACAGAACGCUGAGACUUCUGAUGAGUCAGUAUGACUACUUUCCCUUCUUCAGAGCCUACCUGCAGCCUCAUCCCACACUUCCACACACACCAGUCAUCCAGAUAGACCAGCCCAAGUUUGAUGUCCCCCUCAAGCAGGAGCAGGAACAGAAGAUCUACGCCCAGAUGGUGAGGGAGUACCUGAACUACCUGAACCAGUUGGGCCUCCUGCUGGGAGGGGCCCCUGACAAGGUGCAAGAGCACGCUGGCCUGUCCAUCUCCAUCACUUCCAGGCUCUUCCAGUUCCUGCGGCCCCUGGAGCAGCGGCGGGCACAGGUGGUCACGAUUGCCCAGCUGCAGGAAAUGGCGCCUGCCAUCGACUGGUUGUCCUGCUUGCAAGCCAUGUUCACGCCCAUGCUCCUCAGUGCCUCACAGCCCGUCGUGGUCCACGACCUGGAGUAUUUGAGAAACAUGUCACAACUAGUGGCAGGGCUGCAACUCAGACACAGGGAAUUCCUGCAGAGUCACAUGAUUCUGGGACUGGCGGGCUCCCUCUCUCUUGCCCUGGACAGCAAGUUCCAGGAGGCCCACCAGGAGCUGAACCAGAGGCUGCGGGAGUGGAUGGAGCGCCCCCCUGUGCCCCCACGCCCCCGGUGGAUGGAGUGCCUGGAGAAAACUAGAACCUUCUUCGAGCCCACUCUAGCGGCCUUGUUUGUCCAUGAGGCCUUCAACAAGGACACCCAAAAAGCCGCCAUGGAACUCUUCUCGGACAUCAAGGACACCCUCCUGGCCCGCCUACAAAGGCUCCCCUGGAUGAAUGAGGAGGCCAGGAAUGAGGCCCAGGACCGGGUCACCCGGCUGCAGGUGAAGAUGGGAGCCCCAGAGUGGGCCCUGGAGGCGGAGCAGGCCGCACAGGGUUACCCAGAGGUGCGGCUGGGCCCCAGCUUCCUGCAGUCGGUCCUGAGCUGUGUCCGAGACUUCAGAGCAAGGGUGGUCCGGAGCUUCCUGCAGCCGGUGCCCCACCACAGGUGGCGCGUGCCCGCCUGGGGCGUCAGCGCUUACUACUCCCCCUCGGACCACGUGAUGGUCUUCCCCGCUGGGCUUCUGCAGCCUCCCUUCCUCCACCCCGGGUACCCCAGGGCUGUGAACUACGGCGCGGCGGGCAGCAUCAUGGCCCACGAACUCCUGCGCCUCUUCGACCAGCUCUUGCUCCCUGGGGGCUGUCGGGCUUGUGACUGUGACACCUGCGGCCUGCAGCGGGCACUUCUGUGUCUGGAGCGCCACUAUGCAGCCCUCCCCCUGCCGGGGGGUACCUCCUUCAACAGCUCCCACAUGCUCCUGGAGAAUGUGGCCGACGUGGGGGCACUGGCCAUCGCUCUGCAGGCUUACAGGAGGAGGCUUCUCUGGCACAGGGGAGAGACCACCCUGCCCCGCCUUGGCCUUAGUCCGCAGCAGCUCUUCUUCCAAAGCCAUGCCCAGAUGAUGUGCAAGGAACCCUGGUCCCAGGGCCCACAGGGCCAGCACAGCCCCCCCCAGCUGCGAGUCCACGGGCCACUCAGCAACACCCCAGCCUUCGCCAGGCACUUCCACUGUCCACAAGGAACCCUCAUGAACCCCACCAGCCGCUGUCAGCUCUGGUAA